Brettanomyces nanus is the source of this 453-nucleotide messenger RNA. RefSeq lists its product as uncharacterized. Lineage: Eukaryota; Fungi; Ascomycota; Pichiomycetes; Pichiales; Pichiaceae. Bases 1 to 453 code for a protein of 150 amino acids. The transcript is spliced from 2 exons. The record is from RefSeq and is a predicted model, not a curated record.
AUGAGAUCAUUGGAUGGCAGGUUCAGCUACUUGAGUGCGCAUUCUUCGAGCAUAUUACCUAUCAAUCCUAUCUCUGUCAUGCCUAAUGGACCCUUUGCGAUGAUCACCUUCACAGAAGAUAAGCAAGAUCAAGUCUCUGAUAUGGGAAAGCUACUCUCCAAUUAUUCUACUUUAUUUAUUUUCGGCGUUACUCCCAGUAGUUGGUCUCGACGGAACCAUUUUGAUUUCCCUAUAUUAGUGGAUGAAUCUGGUAUCAUAGGUAAGAAGUUGAGGAUUCUCGAUCCUUUAGGUGGUGGUAUCUACCCUUUAAAUUGUCUCUUCAUUUUUGAUAGAUAUGGUGACGAAUUGAUAAAGAUAAGACUCGGUUAUGAUGAAGGAUUAUACUAUAACGAUAGAGAUAGAACCUUGGAGCUUGUUCUCAGACAGACUUGUCGUUAUGCAGAAUCAAUCUGA